ACAUACCUAACCAGCAUAUGCUGGUUUUUUCAACAGGGUUAUCAUUUACUGUGUUGUACAGACAGAGGAAGGCAUCAUGCUGGAUGAGCUGGUUGUGAAGGAGCAGCCGUCCACAGACACAGAGGAGUCAGUGCCAUGUUUCCAGACCCCAGGCCCCACGCUCACCUUCCAUCAUCUCCGCUACCACAUCAAAGAACGAUCAGGGAUGUUUAGCAGGGAGUGGGUUGAAAAGGACAUCCUCAAAGAUGUCAGUGCGAUCAUGAACCCUGGAGUGAAUGCUAUUAUGGGCCCGACUGGAAGUGGAAAAACAUCGCUUCUGGAUGUCAUUGCAGGAUGGAAAGAUCCUAAGUGCCUAAAAUCAGGCCAGGCUCUAGUUGACAACACCAUUGUGACCUCUGACCUCAGACUCUGCUCUGCCUAUGUAGUCCAG
Molecule: messenger RNA, 430 nt
Organism: Sinocyclocheilus anshuiensis
Lineage: Eukaryota; Metazoa; Chordata; Actinopteri; Cypriniformes; Cyprinidae
Product: ATP-binding cassette sub-family G member 2-like
Exons: 4
Biological process (GO): transmembrane transport
Cellular component (GO): plasma membrane
Molecular function (GO): ATP binding; ATPase-coupled transmembrane transporter activity; ATP hydrolysis activity
Source: RefSeq, a predicted model, not a curated record